GUUAUGGGAACAGAAUUCCCAUCCAAGCUGUGCUUUGAUGCCUGCCCUCCUUACUGCUCUGUAUCUCAUCCCUCCUCCCUCUCUCGCUCGCUCUCUCUCGCUCUCUCUCUCUCGCUUGCUCUCUCUAUAGCUCUGUAACUUUGCUUGUUCUGCACAUAGCCUCGAUAUGUCUUUCUGGUGGAUUUAUCCAGUCUUGGUCACUCUUUGCACCCUUUUCUAUUCCCAGGCUUUGAGGACAUACCCAUCCAAUGAAGUCAUGAAGUCUGAUGCACUGCACCCCUGUGUUCUUACAUCAUGUACAGUGACCUUGCUUGAUUCUAUGUCUGCCCUGGGAGACCUAGGAUGGGUGGCAUAUCCACCAGAAGGGUGGGAAGAGAUCAGCGUAAUGGAUGAAAGAAACAACCCAAUGAGAACCUACCAGGUUUGCAACGUCCUAGAGAUCAACCAAAAUAACUGGCUGAGAACCAGCUGGAUCCCUAGAGGAAGCGCUCAACGUGUCUAUAUAGAAAUCAAGUUCACCCUAAGAGACUGUAACAGCUUACCUGGAGUAUCGGGCACCUGCAAAGAAACCUUCAACAUGUACUACUAUGAGUCCAACUAUAGCAAUCUUCGACACAUCCAGGAGAACCAAUUUAUUAAAAUAGACACUAUUGCGGCAGAUGAGAGUUUCACCCAAGUGGAUGUUGGAGACAGAGUCAUGAAGCUUAAUACAGAGGUCAGAGACAUAAGUAACUUGUACAAGAAGGGGUUCUACUUAGCUUUCCAAGAUGUUGGAGCCUGUAUUGCCCUGGUGUCAGUCAGGGUCUUCUAUAAAAAAUGUUCGUCUACCAUCCGUAAUCUGGCCCUGUUUCCCGACACGGUAACUGGAGGAGACUCAGCUUUGGUGGAGGUUAAAGGAUCAUGUGUGAAUAACUCAGUGGAGUUUGAUGCUCCCAAGAUGUACUGCAGCGCUGAUGGAGGGUGGCUGGUGCCCAUCGGACGGUGUUUUUGUAAACUGGGUUAUGAAGAGAAGAAGAAUGGAUGUCAACCCUGCCUACCGGGGUAUUACAAGGCUUUGCUGACAGAUGCCCAUUGUAUGCCGUGCCCGGCCCACAGCUUCUCCCUGCAGGACAGCUCCGCCGAGUGCACGUGUGACAAAGGCUUCUACAGGCCCGAGACGGACCCCAAGUCUGCAGCUUGUUCACGUCCACCAUCUGCUCCAAAUAAUCCGAUAUUGACUGUCAACGAGACCUCGGUGAUUCUGGAGUGGAGCCCCCCAGAGGAUUCAGGAGGCCGAAAGGAUGUCACGUAUAACAUUCACUGCAGAAGGUGCCAACUACAAGGCCAGAAGUGUAGCCCAUGUGGAAGCGGCAUCCAUUAUAUACCCAGACAGUUUGGUUUGUCCCACCCUCGUGUGCUCAUCACCGAUCUGCUGCCUUACACCAAUUAUACGUUCGAUAUCGAGGCUUUGAAUGGAGUCUCCGAGCUGAGCUCUGGACCUAAGCAAUUUAUUUCCAUCAAUAUUACCACAGCUCAAGUAGUAAAUGUGAUCCUGAAGGAACGAAAGAGCAGAGACAGCGUCACUUUGGCUUUUCAAGGACCAGAAAAGACUAAUGAUGCAGUGGUGGAAUAUGAGGUCAUCUACUAUGAGAAGAAUCAGAAGGAGCAAAAUUACACAAUAUUGAAAACAAAGUCUACUUUUAUGACUGUGGACGGCCUCAAACCGGGAACCACUUACGUCUUCAGAGUCCGAGCCCACACAGUGGGUGGAAAAGGCAUUUAUGGGGGAGAAAUAGAAUUGGAAACAAGUACAGAAGAUAUGAUCGCCAUAACCGAUCCUAACCAGAUUACUAUUUUGGCAAUCUCUGUGGCCGGCGGGAUCAUCCUGCUCAUUUUCCUUGUGACCUGUUUCUUUGUCAGUGGAAGGCACUGUGGUUAUAUCAAAGCAAAGCAAGACCCAGAUGAAGACAAGAUGCACUUCCAACAUGGAAGAGUGAAGCUGCCUGGGAGUAGAACCUAUAUCCACCCACACACAUAUGAGGAUCCCAACCAGGCCGUACGGGACUUUGCUAAAGAGAUUGAUGUCUCCAAUAUCCGUAUAGAGCGGGUGAUAGGUGCAGGGGAGUUUGGAGAAGUGUGCAGCGGGCGCCUCAAGCUACCCAGUAAAAGAGAAAUCUGUGUCGCCAUCAAGAGUCUAAAGGUUGGAUAUGCCGAGAAGCAGAGGAGGGACUUUUUAGGAGAAGCCAGUAUCAUGGGCCAGUUUGACCAUCCGAACAUAAUAAGACUGGAAGGAGUAGUCACCAAGUGCAAACCGGUCAUGAUAAUCACAGAGUAUAUGGAAAAUGGCUCCUUGGAUUCCUUUUUAAAGAAACAUGAUGGCCAGUUCACAGUGAUACAGCUGGUAGGGAUGCUGCGAGGCAUUGCUUCUGGGAUGAAAUACUUAUCGGACAUGAACUACGUCCACAGAGACCUGGCUGCCAGAAAUAUCUUGGUCAACAGCAAUUUAGUUUGCAAAGUCUCCGAUUUUGGUCUCUCUCGAGUCCUUGAGGACGACCCUGAAGCCGCUUAUACUACAAGGGGAGGUAAAAUUCCGAUCCGGUGGACAGCACCAGAAGCUAUUGCCUAUCGGAAGUUCACAUCAGCGAGUGAUGUAUGGAGUUAUGGCAUAGUCAUGUGGGAAGUCAACUCCUACGGAGAGAGGCCAUAUUGGGAGAUGUCCAACCAAGAUGUCAUUAAAGCAAUAGAUGAAGGGUACCGCCUGCCUCCCCCCAUGGACUGCCCUGUGGUCUUACAUCAGCUCAUGCUGGAUUGCUGGCAAAAGUGUAGAAGUGACCGACCCAAGUUUGGUCAAAUUGUUAACAUUCUAGAUAAAUUCAUCCGCACGCCGAGCACCUUGAAUGAACUCGCUAAUACCUCUACAUGGCAAGACCCAAACAUGCAAGAAGCAUUUACAGUGACGAGUGUGGAGGAAUGGCUGGAGGCUAUCAAGAUGAGUCAGUAUAUGGAACACUUCACAAUGGCGGGAUAUGUCACCCUAGAUUCUGUGUUGUACCUAAGCAACAGUGAACUGAACAAAAUGGGCAUCACACUAGCCGGCCAUCAGAAAAAAAUCCUAUCCAGCAUACAAAAUCUUCAGGCACUAGGAACACAUGUGCAAAUCUAACAGCCUCCCCCCUGGUGUUUACCACACCCUCUACAGGGAUGUACCGUGCACUACCAGAAGCAGUAUAAUCCAAGCUGCCGACGUCGACAACUCCCGAUAACACAACUACUGCAGGAAAACGAUACUGAAUUCCCAAAGUAUAUAAGAUGGGAUAAACGUCUGGAUUUCGGACUACGGUGCCUUCGGAUAGGUAUUUGGAAACGAGAAAAUAUCUACGAAAACUCCAAGCAACUUAACACAGUGUCAAAUUAAAAAAGAAAAAAAACUUUUAGGCUGAGUGAUUGUUGAUGGUUGAAUAUAGUGGAAAUUGUCUGUGUAAAAGGCGGUGGUAGUUUCAAGUGAUGAUACUUUCGAUGUUAAGGAGAAUCAUAAUGGACUGGUAAGGAUAGGGUCUUAAUUUGCCCCACGAGGGUGACAAAGAAUGGAUCCAAUCUAUGUGGAGCACAGUAGAGUGUGAUGCUACAUGCAGACAUUGUUGAGGGUGGUAUACCUUAUAGGUCGUAAUUCAACAUGGCAGAUGACAGAACUGGACCUCUGGACCAUCACUUCUUCCAUUACUAUUCUAAUAUGUAGCCAGGUAAUUUAACCUCUCUGUCAAAAUGCUUUAGAAGGCAUCUACCUUGGCUUCAUUCUCAAGUCAUAGAGCAGUGGUCUUCAAAGUGUUGACCUCCAUAUGUUGCAAAACUACAACUUGCAGCAAGACUGGACAGCCAUUGGCUGCCGGGCAUGCUGCGAGUUGUAGUUUUGCGACAUCUAAAGUCCACACUUUCAAGACCACUGUCUUAGAGUCUGUCAUUUCCCAGGUUCGUAGUCAUCAUAUGACUGCUCCAUCACAUUGCAUUGUCAACAAACCUCAAUAAAUCCCUAUGAAGCAUUUGUAUUGCAUUGAUAGUCCUCCCUUUCAAUAGUAUGUGAAUGGAGGUCAUCUUAUUUAAUACAUUUGUGUAGGGUUGCAUUUAUCGAGCUCAAGGAUAUCUAUGAAUCCUUUGCAAUCCAUUAUCUAAGUUUAAUGCUUAAGCGUUUCCAUUUGCGACCCACAUGCAUAGAUGUGGAAUUCAAUAUAUUUCACGCAUUUGUAUCUACGCAAGCUAAACUCCUGUCAUAAAAAGAGAACAUGUCUUAUUUUAACAAUCAUAGAAAAAAAAACGUCAUCUAUAAACCAAUGAAAUGUCUGCAGCAACCUAAUGCUGCUCAUGACUCCAUCCUGUUCGUGGACAUUUUAUUCUGAUUUGUACAUAGAUGUAGAGGAAGUCUGUAAAGCUGAUACAUUGUAGCACAACUCUUCUUCGUUGGGUGUGUACACAAUGUUGUGUUCAUUAUGUGUGCCAUACAUACGCGUCAUGCCCAUCAUGGAAGCGUACAUCACCAGGAACAGCCUGUCCACACCUGAAUGCAGCAGAUUUGGAUCUGUGCCUAGCUUCUGCCUCCUCCCCCCACCCCAUCGAGGAACCUGGAGCUAGAACAUUCACCUGGUACUGAAAGAAACAGCUUGUAAAAAAACACACGACUGUACCAAUGUGGGAUGUUUUAUAUAUAUAAAUCUCUAUAUAUUGUACAUAUGUAUAUAGAUUUCUUUUGAAUGUUAAUAAAAGGACAAUAA
Molecule: messenger RNA, 4742 nt
Organism: Hyla sarda
Lineage: Eukaryota; Metazoa; Chordata; Amphibia; Anura; Hylidae
Product: ephrin type-A receptor 3-like
Exons: 18
Coding region: 167-3142 (991 amino acids)
Biological process (GO): protein phosphorylation; cell surface receptor protein tyrosine kinase signaling pathway; axon guidance
Cellular component (GO): plasma membrane; neuron projection
Molecular function (GO): ATP binding; protein binding; transmembrane-ephrin receptor activity
Source: RefSeq, a predicted model, not a curated record